AUGUCUGCCCAGCAGACCACGACCGGAGGCCUCGCCCGCGCCCAGCACCAACCACCCUGCCGGGCUUGCCACCUGGCCAGCCGGCAGUGCCACGCCAACACUCAGCCCGGCGGCGGUCCCUGCUGCGGUUGCGCCCGCGAGGGCACGCUCUGCUCGCUCCCUUCCGCCUUUGCCCUGACCGACGGGCCCGUGGUGUGCAUCGCGCGGGACGAGCUCAACGGCGCGCCCCUCGACCGGCAGGCGCAGCGGCGCUGGGAUUUCCUGGCGGCGCUGGCGACCUUACUCCGGGAGGGGGUAUACGUCGUCCCGUCGGCGGCCGCGAGGCUGUUUGACGGGUUCGAUGUGGUGGGCUGGGCCGUGCCUGAGGAGGGCGUCAUGCGUGCUGCGGCGUGGGCGGUCGGUCUUGUGGGGAUGGAGGGCGAGUGGGAGAGGGAUGCAGAGGAGGAGGGCCAGGAGGUCGAGGAGGAAGAGGAGAACGGGGAGAAAGAGGAUGGGGAUGGCGGUCUUUCUGACGUCAUCGUCGACUGGAUCAUGCACGGACAAUGGGAUUAG
Molecule: messenger RNA, 552 nt
Organism: Pyricularia grisea
Lineage: Eukaryota; Fungi; Ascomycota; Sordariomycetes; Magnaporthales; Pyriculariaceae
Exons: 2
Coding region: 1-552 (183 amino acids)
Source: RefSeq, a predicted model, not a curated record